GAUUGCAGGGGGGUUGCUGUGUGAGAAGGAGCACAAGUGGCCAUCAGCUGUGAUCACACCCUCUGUACCUUCCCCAGCCAGCACCUCCCUCCCACUCUUCUUAUAGAGCUCCCCUCUCCAUAUCUCAGGUUACUUGUGUGCAGACCUGCAGCUACAGAAGACGCAUCCAUCCAGCCCCACAGCUUGGAUUGGGCAGCCUGUCCUGACAUAGCAGAGUGCGCUGAGUGCUGCUGCGGGACGUGUUUCAACAGAUGGUUGGGGUUAGAGUGUGUCAUCACUGCUGGAGUGGGGAUUAGAGCAGAGCUGGAGCUGUGUGGUCUUCUGCGAGUGGAGGGGAGACACCACCAGAGCUUCUUCAGGAAAACCGAAAGCUUGGACCUAUCUUUGCUGGAAGUCCAUAUGUUAUAACAAAAUGUUGGUCUUCACAAAGAAGCCAUUCCUUCUUGAUAGAUAUCUUUAACCAACUGCAGAUUGCCUACAAAUAGAAGAAGCGACAUCAUAAUCCAUUGCCAUUGAGUCGGCCUGCCGGUCUACAAUGCAGUAUUACUGUUUUGCACUGCUCAUCAUGCUGCUGCCAGCAAGCUAUUGUACAUCUAUGAAAUCGCCCCGGCUUAGAGGACGGAUUUCUCCAGAUAGAAGAAAUAUUAGACCGAAUAUUAUUCUUGUCCUCACAGAUGACCAGGACGUGGAAUUAGGAUCGUUGCAGGUGAUGAACAAGACCAGAAAAAUCAUGGAAGAAGGAGGGGCACAUUUUGUCAAUGCCUUUGUGACAACUCCUAUGUGUUGUCCAUCCCGUUCGUCGAUGCUUACUGGGAAAUACGUUCACAACCACAACAUCUAUACAAACAAUGAAAACUGCUCCUCUCCUUCUUGGCAAGCCAUGCAUGAACCUCGCACCUUUGCAGUAUAUCUCAAUAAUACAGGAUACAGGACAGCAUUUUUUGGAAAAUACCUCAAUGAGUACAAUGGAAGCUACAUACCUCCAGGCUGGAGAGAAUGGCUGGGACUGGUCAAGAACUCCCGAUUCUAUAACUACACAAUAUGCCGGAAUGGAUACAAAGAAAAACAUGGAUUUGAGUAUGAAAAGGACUAUUUCACAGAUCUCAUCACCAAUGACAGCAUUAACUACUUUAAAGAGACCAAGAGGUUGUACCCGCAUCGGCCAGUCAUGAUGGUCAUCAGUCACGCUGCACCACACGGGCCUGAGGAUUCUGCACCACAGUUUUCAGAGCUCUUUCCAAAUGCUUCCCAGCAUAUAACUCCAAGCUACAACUAUGCACCAAAUAUGGACAAACAUUGGAUCAUGCAGUAUACUGGUGCCAUGCUACCAAUUCACAUGGAGUUUACAAAUGUGCUUCAUAGGAAGAGGUUGCAGACUCUUAUGUCUGUGGACGAUUCGAUGGAGAAGCUAUACAACAUGCUGGUUGAAACUGGAGAACUGGACAACACUUACAUCAUCUACACAGCCGACCAUGGCUACCACAUAGGACAGUUUGGCCUUGUGAAAGGAAAGUCCAUGCCAUAUGACUUUGAUAUUCGAGUCCCUUUCUUUAUUCGUGGUCCAAAUGUGGAGGCGGGAUCAAUUGUGCCUCACAUUGUGAUAAACUUGGAUAUCGCCCCCACUAUUUUGGAUAUUGCAGGUUUGGACCCUCCUCCUGAUAUGGAUGGGAAGUCUGUCCUUACUUUGAUGGAUAUAGAGAGGCCAGGAAAUAGACUUCGAACCAAUAAAAAACCCAAGAUCUGGAGAGAUACAUUCCUGGUGGAAAGAGGAAAGUUCAUCAGAAAGAAAGAGGAACCAAACAAAACUACUCCUCAGUCAAAUCAUUUGCCAAAGUAUGAGCGCGUGAAGGAGCUGUGCCAACAGGCUCGGUACCAGACAGCUUGUGAACAGCCGGGCCAGAAGUGGCAGUGUAUAGAAGAUAUGUCGGGGAAAUUACGGAUUCAUAAGUGUAAAGGAUCCACAGAUGUUUUAUCCCUAAGGAAGAGAACAAGAAGUAUAAACGCAAAGGGCUAUGGAAGCAAACAUAAAGACUGCAUCUGCCCAGACACAGAUUAUAGGACAAGUAAAAACCAGAGGAAAAAACAGAGGAUCUUCUUGAGAUCUUCCAACUCGAAAAAAUUCAACCCUCGUUUUGUUCAUACCCGUCAAGCACGUUCUUUAGCCGUUGAAUUUGAAGGAGCGAUCUAUGAUAUCAGUUUGGACGAUGAGGACAGUGUUCCGUCUUCACGGACCAAAAGACAUUAUACCUCUGAAGAAGAUGCAGAAGAGACUGAGGAUGAAGAAGAGGAGGAGGAGGACGAGGACACAUUCACAGCCCCAAGUGAAGAUGAUGUAAUGGUGGCUGAUGGGGUGAUUGAAACCAGUCAUUCGGCAUCUGUUCGAGUGACACACAAGUGUUACAUCCUUGCCAAUGACACAGUACAUUGUGAAAGAGAACUGUACCACUCAAGUAGAGCCUGGAAGGACCACAAAGCUUACAUUGACAAGGAGAUUGAAGCGUUACAGGACAAAAUAAAGAAUUUAAGAGAAGUAAGAGGACAUCUGAAGAGAAGAAAGCCCGAUGAAUGUGACUGUAGCAAGUCUGGGUUUUACAAAAAGGAGAAAGGAAUUAGGACUCAAGAUAAGAUAAAGAGCCAUGUCCAUCCAUUCAAGGAAGGAGCUCAAGAGGUUGACAACAAAUUACAGAUCUUUAAGGAGAACCGUAGACGGAAAAAGGAGAGAAAGGAAAAGAAACGGCACAAAAAAGGAGAAGAAUGCAGCCUUCCCGGUCUCACUUGCUUCACUCAUGACAACAACCACUGGCAGACUGCUCCGUUCUGGAAUUUGGGAUCUUUCUGCGCUUGUACCAGCUCCAACAAUAACACAUACUGGUGCCUGAGAACUGUCAAUGAGACUCAUAAUUUUCUGUUUUGUGAAUUUGCAACUGGUUUCUUGGAAUAUUUUGAUAUGAACAUCGAUCCAUAUCAGUUAACAAACACUGUACAUACUGUAGACAGAGGAGUAUUGAAUCAGCUUCACAUACAACUGAUGGAACUAAGAAGCUGCCAAGGUCAUCGACAAUGCAACCCAAGGCCAAAAGGAUUAGAAACAGAGGACAACUAUGGGACGGAUGGGAAGGUUAACCUGCCAAAUUUCACAGAGGAUGUUGACUGGAAAGGACUGGAAGAUUUGUACAGCGUAAAUGAAAGCUUGUAUGGCUACAGAAACAACUACAGGCUUAGUCUGGAUGACUGGGCUAAUUACUUGAAGGAUGUAGAUAGAGUUUUUGCACUGCUGAACAAUAUCCCUAAAAAAAAUACAGCAAAUUCAACUGUGGUUGAACAAAUUUCUGGGCCUUCCGAUACUUCAUCUGUGGUGGAAAUGUCCUCUGCUGACUCCGAAGACGAAUUUAGUGGUUUAGUUGCAGAAGAAAGGGAACCUAAAAUAGAAGCCAACUUUGGUAUCUUGAAUUUGAGCACAGUGAUAUUUAAUCACAAGAAAAAACUUGAAACAAAUAACGAUAUUCCUGGCAGGAAAAAAACUAACCAGGCACACUGGAUCAAGAGUAAAACAGAAAAAUGGAAAGACCAUGUAGAUUUAGAUACUUAUGUAAUGGAUUUCAGCGGAAAUGGGUUCAUGGAACUAGAAUCCAAAAGUUCUUUAAAUAUUCAGACUAUUCGUUAUGUCCCUACAGAAUCGCAACAGUAUCUAAGUAAUGCAAGUGAAGAUAUUUUUGAAGAUCAGAUAUACCUUCCCAUUGAUUCUGUGACUCAACAGAAAAGCAAUUUUUCAGCUGCAGAUCAGGCAGAUGAUUAUGAAGAUCAAAAAAGCACAAAAGCCGAAUCUACAAAAAAUUCUUCAGAAGAGAUUAAUAGAAACUUUGAUGUAGAAGGCAGUGCCUGAUCCCUUGCCUUUUCAAACAUGUGCAUGACAAUACAAAAAAAGAGCAGUCAAAUAUUUGUGGCACUUGACAUUCCAGAUUUGGUAUUCUUAACUGCUUCACUGUAUUAGAUCAUAACUUGUGCAAAUAGUUUCACCCUUCAGUCCCCAUAUGACACAUCACAUCACAAAGUUUACUUUAAUACUAUAUUGUUGACACAUUCUUUUAUUUGCUGUUCACCAUUUGGGCUCAUAUUUUUGUGCAUUUAAACACCACACAUUAUCUCACAUCCCCACUAAAAUUUUUUGGUAUAUUUUACUUUCUAACCACUGGAAUUUUUUUAAACUAAUUUUGCACUUUUUUAAAGCUUUUUGAGCUUGAUCACCAAGUUUAUCUCGUUUACUUUCAUCUCUCUAUGAUGCAUAUGUGAGGAAUUGUGCAUAAAAAACUAAGAUUUUGUGCCAAAAAUGUGCCUUAAAAGAUUGCAUUCAAAAAUUUGCAUGUACAUAAAAAUAUAUGUGCAGGUGUAUUAUUUUUUUUUUUUUUAAGUAUACAAGAAUUUUAAAGAUAGUAAUCAACACAAAAAGCUUGUAUUGGUGCAUUGUAUGAAAAGACAUCUGUACUUGCAGGUAAAGAGCUGAUUGAUCAUGAAAAUCAUAUUCGAUGUGUACCUCAAAAGUCUUGUUUUACUAGUUUUCUCAUAGGAUUGUUUUUGGCUUCUACAUGAGACCUAAAACCUCCAUCACAUUUGAUCUGUGGAGUAACCAAUAUUUUUAUUCUUCGAGCAGUCCUUACAUGGUCUAUAUACAUACUGUAUGUUAAACAUUAAUUGUUGCUGUGCAUGUCAUCAACCUGAUGGCGGUACAAACGUAUUUAUGGUGAUGAAAGUACUUUUUUUUGUCCUUUUUGUAAAUAGAUUUCAGAUUAUAGGUUUUGUGUUUUUUUUAAUCCUGUAUAGUAUCUGUUAUACUUUUAUAGAACAACUCGGGCUUCAGGAAAGUCACGAAGCAACGUUUCUUCAAAUAAAAAAUGUGCUUUCAUUUUACAAAUGAAACUUGAUUUAAAUAGUUUUAUUAUUUUUACAUUAAUGCAGUCAUAUGUGCACAUGUGUUUUAUCCCUUGUUUGGGGGGAAAUCUACAUUAUCCAGAAGUGAAGACAUUAAAGUCAGUAACCUAUCAGUCUUAGGUUUUGGGAAACAAAUUAGAUCAAACUGAACAUCAAAGGACCUAAAAUUGCAAUGCUAACAUUUUAUCUGUAAUAUGGAUUGCUCAAUUAGAGCCAUGAAAAUCUUAGCUUUUUGGCCCAGCGGUUAAGUAUGAUGCAGGUUAAAAUCACCUGUUAUUUCAACUUCCAUACAGAUGUUGUUAAAGCCUUGUAGGGCUUCAUCAGCGCAAGAUAUAAAAACUGUGGGGGAGAUUUAUCAAAACUGGUGUAAAGGAAAACUGCCUUAGUUGCCUAUAGCAACCAGUCAGAUUCUACCUUUCAUUUUUCAGAGCUCUUUUGGAAGAUGAAAGGUGUAAUCUGAUUGGUUGCUUCGAUAAAUCUUCUCAUAUGACUCAACACAGAAGGACUUGGAGAAAGGGCUAGCUCCAGGUGUGAGUCCCAGUGGGCCUUCUGUCUACUCACCUAUGGCUUGACUAGUAUAGUCAGUAUAGUAUAUAUUUACCCAGAUCACUGUGCACCUUGGCACUUGCCCUGCUUAGGUAGCAGCCAGAUGGCGUCAGUAAGGUUAUAACUUAGUGGGAUAAAAAUGUACAAAAAUAAUCGCAACUACAAUGGGUUUUAAAAGGGGUUUACCACAAUUCAUACUUAUCAAAUCUCUACAGCAGUGGUCCCCAACCAGUGGUUCAGGAGCCAUAUGUGCUCACGACCCCUUGCUGUGUGGGUCGCCAUGGGAGUCCUGAGUUAUGACCAUAUGUACUGGCAGUUGACAUUGUUACAGACCUAUCCGAGAUUUACCACCAAACAGUGCCAAUUUGGAUGGUAUAAUACUAGUGUUAGAUUUCACACUGAAAUAUAUCAGCAAAUGUUUGCAAUGUCAUAUUUUUCAUUUCUUCACAUUCAAAAUCCCUCUCCUUUAUUUUUGAAUUGACUGUUGCUCCCAACCAUCACUGAAAGUUGAAUGUGGCUCCAAACAAAUAAAAGGUUUGGAACGUCUGAUUGACAGGAUAGGAGAUAAGCAUCUGAUCUCUGUACCUCGAAAUCUCCAGCAGUCUCCUAAAGAGGAAAUGGAGCAGAGGAUGUUCGCUCCACCUGCUGCUCCAUUCAUGCAGAGAUACAGGGCCCUCAUUCCCAUGAUUGGCUGGCGUCAGGCCACCAGUGACCAGAUAGUUAUCACCUUUACAGUGGAUAGAGGGUAUGUUUUGUUUUGUGGGACAACUAUUUUAAAUAAGUAGUA
Molecule: messenger RNA, 6259 nt
Organism: Bufo bufo (common toad)
Lineage: Eukaryota; Metazoa; Chordata; Amphibia; Anura; Bufonidae
Gene: SULF1
Product: sulfatase 1
Exons: 20
Coding region: 536-3883 (1115 amino acids)
Cellular component (GO): Golgi apparatus; plasma membrane; endoplasmic reticulum
Molecular function (GO): N-acetylglucosamine-6-sulfatase activity; calcium ion binding; glycosaminoglycan binding
Source: RefSeq, a predicted model, not a curated record